This is a messenger RNA of Pochonia chlamydosporia 170, 1440 nucleotides long. RefSeq names its product glycoside hydrolase family 72 protein. The coding region runs from base 1 to 1440 and encodes 479 amino acids. The record is from RefSeq and is a predicted model, not a curated record. The transcript is spliced from 3 exons. Gene Ontology annotation, cellular component: fungal-type cell wall; cytoplasm. Gene Ontology annotation, biological process: fungal-type cell wall (1->3)-beta-D-glucan biosynthetic process. NCBI's taxonomy places the organism in Eukaryota, Fungi, Ascomycota, Sordariomycetes, Hypocreales, Clavicipitaceae. Gene Ontology annotation, molecular function: 1,3-beta-glucanosyltransferase activity.
AUGCGUAUUCAAUCUGCUCUCGUCGCGCUCGCCGCGUCGCUGGUCGCUGCUGUUCCGCCUCUGGAAAUUAAGGGCAACGAAUUCUACAAUACCAAGACUGGCGACAAAUUCCAGAUCGUUGGUGUCGCUUAUCAACCCGGCGGUAGCGCUGGCUUUACCGAGACCAGCCCUGAUCCUCUUAGUGAUCCCGAGGCUUGCUUGCGAGAUGCUGCCCUCAUGCAGGUGAUGGGCGUCAACGCCAUCCGUGUCUACAACCUGAACCCCAACAAGAACCACGACCAGUGUGCUAGCAUCUUCAAUGCUGCUGGCAUGUACAUGAUUCUGGAUGUCAACUCUCCUCUUGUUGGACAGGCCCUGGACUCUGGCAAGCCUUGGGAGACCUAUUACGCUGCAUAUCUCAACCACACUUUCGCUGUUGUCGAAGCUUUUGCCAACUACCCGAACACGCUACUCUUCUUCUCCGGCAAUGAGGUUAUCAACGACCUUCCUUCAGCCAAGUUUGUUCCCCAGUAUCUUCGCGCCGUUACCCGUGACUUGAAGAACUACAUCAAGAACAACCUCAAGCGACAAAUACCUGUUGGCUACUCCGCUGCCGAUGUCCGUGACGUUCUUUGGGAUACCUGGAACUACCUGCAGUGCAGCGUCGACGGCAAGUCUGACGACAAGACCCGUGCCGACGUGUUUGCCCUGAAUUCGUACAGCUGGUGCAGCAUCAAGGCGACAUACGAAAGCUCCACCUUCAACAAGUUGACCGACGGUUUCUCCAAGUCAUCUAUCCCCGUCUUUUUCAGCGAAUACGGCUGCAUCGAGCCCCCUACUCGCUACUGGAACGAGACGCGCGCCAUGUACAGCGACAAGAUGACCCCCGUCUUCUCAGGCGGUGUCGUCUACGAGUGGACCUUGGAAGCAAACAACUACGGCCUCGUGUCUAUCAACGGAUCCACCCUCAACAUUCUGGGCGAUUACAACCGUCUCAAGUCUGCAUGGGCCACGAUUGACUGGAAGUCGGUCCAGUCCCAAAAGGCCGCCAAGAAGGACAUCACUCCCCCCAAGUGCGGAAAGUCCCUUCUCACCGAGACUGGCUUCGACUCCAACUUCACAGCUCCUGCCCCACCACCAGGUGCGCAGAAGCUCAUCGACGAUGGCAUCAGCCCCAAGCCCAGCGGCAAGAUUGUCAAGAUUUCCGACUACAAUGUCAAGAUGGCUGUCAAGGAUACCGAGGGCAAGGUCGUGACAGGCCUAAAGGUCAUCCCCUUGGGUGACGACGAAUUCAACAUGGCAGGUAGCAAUAAGUUGGACACUGGCAAAUCCGAUCCCGGCAGCGGCAGCAGUGGUAACAGCACUGACAAGGGCGACGACAAGGAAGACAGCGGUGCCGCCCUCCACACUCCCAUGAUGUUGGCUGCUGUGGUGCCUCUCGUGGCCAUGUUGUUUGUGUAA